Molecule: messenger RNA, 1749 nt
Organism: Lindgomyces ingoldianus
Lineage: Eukaryota; Fungi; Ascomycota; Dothideomycetes; Pleosporales; Lindgomycetaceae
Product: cytochrome P450
Exons: 4
Coding region: 47-1594 (515 amino acids)
Molecular function (GO): iron ion binding; oxidoreductase activity, acting on paired donors, with incorporation or reduction of molecular oxygen; heme binding
Source: RefSeq, a predicted model, not a curated record
CUUGUCAUUGCCUUCUAACUUUUCAGAGAUUAAACUCAUUCUAAAUAUGGGACUCCUCAACACCUUCAAUAUCGAGGUCACGCUCUUAAAUAUAGCUACUACCUUUUGUGGCGCCAUCUUUGCUGCCCUAUUUUCGCGUAUAUUCUACAAUCUUUACCUUCAUCCUCUCUCAAGAUUUCCUGGACCAUGGUAUGCAACUUCAUUCUCCAUCGUCGGAGCCAUAAUCUCGGUCAAAAAGAAGGAACCAGAGUUUUUUAUGUAUCUUGUGAAGAAGUAUGGUUCCGACGGCCCUAUCCGCAUUUCGCCAACUAUGCUGCUGUUUCCCCGCCCAUCCGCACUUAAAGAUAUCUACUGGGAUCCAAAAUGCAACAUGAAGUCGGGUCUGUACGGAACCGGGGCGCUGGGCCCUCCACAUCUCUUCACGACUCUUGAUGGUGAACAGCACAAAGCACUUCGGAAGGCCCUGUCGAAUGCGCCAUGGACUAUCGGCCAGCUCAAGAAUACAUGGGAACAACGGUUUGAUGACCAGGUGAAUCUAUUCGUAAAGAGGAUGAACGAGCAUGCUGCAGCCAAACGAACAGUAUGCUUGUCUGACAAAGUCGCUGAGUUUGCUGCCGACAUUAUGAGCAUGAUCUCUUUCACGGAACCGUUUGGGUGCGUCGAUAACCAACGGGACGAGAAAGAUAUUCUGUCUAAUUGGCGCAAAGGUCUCGACUUCUUUGGCUUCGUCGGACGGUUUCGUUUCUUCAGAGAGAAAAUUAUCAAGCUACCAGUCGUCGGUCUCUGGUUCUUACCUGCUAUCUCCAAUGACUCCGGCAUGGGAUGGUUGAUGUGCGAGGCUGACCGCCAAGUUUCGAACCGCGAGAGGCAGAAUGCUGAGAAGCCUUUUGACGGAAAGCCGGACUUUAUGCAGCACUGUCUUGACGCCCGUUACUCCGAUGGCUCCCCCCUAAGCCCCACGCAAAAACGAGCCCACGUUACGCUUCUUAUUCAAGCCGGUGCUGACACAACUGGCACUGCUCUCGGCUCCAUCCUCCGCUUCCUCGUCACCAACAAGGACGCUUUCCACCGCGCCCGGGAAGAGAUCGAUGCCGCGGAUAACGCCGGCCUCCUCUCCACUCCAAUCCUAUAUGAAGAGACCCGCCAACAUCUCCCAUUCUUCGCAGCUUGUAUUAAAGAAGGUCUCCGUCUCAACCCCCCUGCCACUAACCUUUUCGCUCGUGUCGCACCUGUAGGCGGGAAAUUCAUUGAUGGCCAUUUCAUCCCCGAGGGCACAGAAAUUACCUCUCACGCCUACGUUGUGCAAAGAAACAAAGCACUUUACGGCGAAGAUGCGGAACAAUUUAGACCGGAGAGGUGGCUUGAGAGUGAAAAGAGGAGUUUUGAAUACGAAGCUGCGCAAUUCACCUUUGGGGUUGGACCUAGGGUGUGCCUUGGGAAGGAUAUUGCGGUAAUGGAGUUGUAUAAGCUUCUCCCUGAGACAAUUCGCCGGUUCGAUAUCGUCCUUGAAAACCCUGGUAGAUAUGUAGUGGCUGGAGGCGUAGCCUACAACCAGGACUUUAUGGGCAGGCUUCUUUCGCGGAAAGCUCAUUAACUCGCUCAAAUUCACAUAUUACCAUAUUGGCGGUAGGAAAUAUGGUUGCGCACCAUACGAGAGAUACUGAUUUUUCUUGUUAAAGUCCUGCCAGGAAGUCCAUUGAUUUUCUGAAUAGUGUCUUCUCUCACAUACCAAUCUAGAUUCAAUCCGUC